AUGGAUCUUCGCAAGAAGAAGAAGAAGGUCCUCCUCAUGGGGAAGAGCGGCUCUGGGAAAUCGUCGAUGCGCUCCAUUAUCUUCAGCAAUUAUGUCGCAAAGGACGUCCGGCGAUUGGGCGCAACCAUUGAUGUGGAGCACAGUCAUGUCAAGUUUAUGGGCAAUCUGACGUUGAAUUUGUGGGAUUGCGGAGGACAGGAUGCUUUCAUGGAAACCUACCUCGGCGGCCAGCGCAGCAACAUCUUCUCCGACGUCGCUGUUCUGAUCUACGUCUUCGAUAUCGAAUCGCGCGACGUCGAACGCGACCUGGACACGUACAACUCGGUCAUCGAGGCAUUGCACCAACACAGCCCCGGCGCGCAUGUCUUUUGCCUCAUCCACAAGCUCGAUCUGAUCCAAGCCGAGCAUCGCCAGCGGAUAUACGAAGAGCGCUCCGUCCUGAUUCGCCAUCGCUCCAAGUAUUUCGACAUUGAUACCUUUGGCAGCAGUAUCUGGGAUCAGUCACUGUACAAGGCGUGGGCGGGCAUUGUGCACAAAUUGAUUCCGAAUCUAUACGUGAUUGAGCGGUUUCUGAAUGCCUUUGCCAAGAAGAUUGAUGCCGAGGAGGUGAUUCUCUUUGAGCGAUCGACUUUUCUUACAAUCACAUCGUUUGCCUCUGAAAUCGGCAGUUUGAACCCCAUUUACGAUCGCCACGAGCGACUCUCGAAUAUCAUGAAAGCCUUUAAACACUGCGCUGCGCGUAACACGCACACCACCCCGGCGUCGGCGGGCUUUCAUGUCAUGCACACCAAGACACCACAGUUUAAUGUCUUCCUUGGCCAAUUUACUGACAAUACGUACAUUUUUGUUGUCGUGCCCCCGGGCGAGGCAUCCUACAACUGCGCCGUGCUGAACACAAUGCUUGCGCGGCAAGGCUUUGCAAAGGCUUCAUCUGGUCAUGGAGAUGGAUUCCCUCUGGCUGCGUCUGUAGGACAGUCUGUGAAUUCACCUGUCCUGAACGCAAACGGGUUUUCGACGCGAGCCGACGACUAA
Talaromyces rugulosus is the source of this 1032-nucleotide messenger RNA. RefSeq lists its product as uncharacterized. The transcript has 2 exons. Gene Ontology annotation, cellular component: nucleus; Gtr1-Gtr2 GTPase complex; fungal-type vacuole membrane. The coding region runs from base 1 to 1032 and encodes 343 amino acids. The record is from RefSeq and is a predicted model, not a curated record. Gene Ontology annotation, molecular function: GTPase activity; GTP binding. Gene Ontology annotation, biological process: positive regulation of TOR signaling; cellular response to starvation; regulation of autophagy. Lineage: Eukaryota; Fungi; Ascomycota; Eurotiomycetes; Eurotiales; Trichocomaceae.